UUGAUCAAUCCUCGAUGUUGUUUUUAUUAUCAUUUUAUUAUCAUUUAUGUGCGUCUCAAGUGAUAACUCAAACUGGUAACCACGAUUUAAGAUUUUGAUUACCUUAAGUUCUUAAAUCGUGCUGGCCACUGGAAACUUUACUGCAUUCGCAUUUGGCGCCUUUUGCGGUACCUACUACUUAGAAGGUAGCACAGUUCCAAAUUCCAGUAAGAAUGUAGGAUGCAUGACACUAAAUUUAUUUAAUUAGAUUUUCUAUCCAACCUACUUAAUACUUAGUAUUGACAAGUCACACAAAACAUUGAACUAUUCGAGGAUUUAAAGAUAAUAUUCUUCCAUUACAUCUAUGGACCAGGUGUAAUAUUUCUUGAGUGGUCGGUACAUUAUAUUAUUAUUGUACAUAAUUACUAUUUGUAAUACCUAUGUUGGAUUCAGAUCAUUAAAGUACAAUUUACUGGUUUACCUUGUUCAUGCUUUGUUUAUGCAAAAAUUAUGGCAUCUGCUACUAUUAUAGUGCGCCAUUUUCCUCCACAAAUUUCGUCUGAAGAAAAAGAAGAAUUUCUCAAGUAUUUUGGCGCCAAGUAUGUUAAAAUAUUGACAUCUAAAACGGAUCGGAGAUGUAUAGCUUAUGCAAGGUUUGAAUCCCAAGAAUUUGCUGAAGCUGUUAUCCAACGGUUGCAUCAAAAAGAACUAUUGGGCUAUAGGUUGACUGUCGAAUUGUCUGCAAAUGAUCUUGACAUAAAUCUAAUGAAAUGCCCUAAACCACUACCAGUAACUGAAUGCAAUACUGACAAAAUAAAACAGUUACAGGAGGAUUAUCUAAAAAAAUUAAAUAGUUGGUCAGCUGCGAUUGACCUAAACCAACCACCACCACAUCAUCUGCACUAUAGUUAUCCCGAUCCAAAUCCACACAUACUGUCAAAUAUUGUCAAUGCAUUAGCUUGUAAUCAAAAGUUCUACUAUCAAGUCUUACAUUUGAUGAAUCGUAUGAACCUGCCAGCACCUUUUGAACCAGUCAUAGGUUACCCCCUGAAUAAGUUAAUGAAAAUCGAAACUGCAGAUAAAUAUACCACUACUGAUGAAACUGAUCCCGAGCUUUCAGAAUCUGAAAUGGAAAGUAAUGAUGAAAGUGAUCAUAAUGUAGAACCUAAAUUAUCCAUGGUGAAAAAGAAAAUAUUCAAAGUCAUAAAACCUAAGCGUUUAAAGAAUGUUGCAAUUACAGCAUCAAAAAAGGCCAAAGUUGAAUUGGCCAAUGUUUUUGACACUGUUGAAUGCGAGAUACCAAAGAAGAUUGAAGUCAAAGUAUCGGCAGAACUAAAACCAGCCGAGGGACCAACUGCCGAUACUGAAGGAGGAUUUGGUGUAAUAUACUCAGUAAAAAGUACAAACAAAGAAGAAGUUAAAAAAGAAAGCGAGUCAGAUGAUGAUACAACAGGAGAUUGUAUCAGUAAAGAAGAAUUAGCUACUAAUAGAUUAUCAGAUAAAGAUAUGAAUAAUAUGCCAAUUUUUAAGAAUUAUUGUCCUGGAGCUCCAUCUUGUAGAUUAUACAUAAAAAAUUUAGCAAAAACAGUGCUGGAUAAUGAUUUAAAAUAUAUUUAUAAGAGAUUUUUCAAAUCUGGUGAUCUUAAACCGGGAACUAUGUUUGAUGUACGAUUAAUGCAAGACGGACGUAUGAAAGGUCAAGCAUUUGUGACAUUACCAUGUGUAGAAAACGCCCACCAGGCGCUGAAAGAAACUAACGGAUAUAUUUUAAAAGACAAACCUAUGAUUGUACAAUUUGCUAGAUCAGCUACAGCAAAAUAA
Messenger RNA from Metopolophium dirhodum (rose-grain aphid), 1800 nucleotides. Its product is annotated as RNA-binding region-containing protein 3-like. Gene Ontology annotation, molecular function: U12 snRNA binding; pre-mRNA intronic binding. Gene Ontology annotation, biological process: mRNA splicing, via spliceosome. The record is from RefSeq and is a predicted model, not a curated record. The transcript has 4 exons. Bases 490 to 1800 code for a protein of 436 amino acids. Lineage: Eukaryota; Metazoa; Arthropoda; Insecta; Hemiptera; Aphididae. Gene Ontology annotation, cellular component: U12-type spliceosomal complex.